This is a messenger RNA of Spirodela intermedia, 1719 nucleotides long. Lineage: Eukaryota; Viridiplantae; Streptophyta; Magnoliopsida; Alismatales; Araceae. The record is from the annotation of a GenBank genome assembly.
AUGAAGCUCUCGUACAGGGAUGCUACCCUCGUCGUGUGUUCCUUCAACAUCUUCCUCGCGCUUCUUCUCCUGCGGGGGUUCUUCGCCGCGCCGGCAACCCAGCCGGGUCAGCUCGAUCCUGGUAAGGUCUAUCUCUGCGAAAUUUUCAUUGCGCGCGUUUGCCGAUGGUUGGAUUUCAUGAUUCUUUCUUCUUCCUCUGAAUACGCCUGAUUCCUCGAGGUGGAGGAUCACGUUGACCCGGGGCCCUACACUGGUGGGAUGUCCCCGACUUCGAAAUACUUGGGGAUGUGUUGGAAUGCACCUUACUAAGAACAAGCGACCUGUUGCAGUUUGUGCAGCAGAUCUGAACGAGGACAGGGAAGGAGAUUUGGUGGCAAAUCUUGUGGGAUGGACAGAAAUAAUGCACUUCACUAGACUCUUCUGAGGCUGUGUGCACCAGCACAGAAUCAGCUGUUGGUUUCGAAACAAUUAUCUCAGCAUCUGCAGCGUGGAGGCUGAUGGCAUUGAACUUUGGUAGCUUUUUGAUUAAAUUAGAUAUCACGUCCAUCGAAUAUGCUCAUUUUUAGCAACCCUGGAUGAUAGGGGUCUUGUUCCUUGGACCCUUUCUUGCAUCCACAUAUAAUGACUUUUGGUCACCAAACCAUGGGUGCGAAAAUAAAAUCGUAUUUUAUCUAUUAUAUAAAUAUUUCCUUCUAUUUCUCUCACUGAGGUCAACUCCCUUUCAUUCUAAUGUGUUGCUCUCAGCUAUUUUAGAAAUCACUUCACCAGUGGUCAAAUAGCUGGAACAAUGACUAUUGUUUGGAUCAUAUUGAGAUAUAUUUGGGUAAUCGUGGUUAAGAAGAUAAAAUCGUAUUUGAUCUAUUAUACAAACCUGUUUUCCUUCUAUUUCUAUCACUGAGCUCAACUGCUUUCAUUCUAAUGUGUUGCUCUUAGCUAUUUUAGAAAUUACUUAACCAGUGGUGAAAUAGCUGGAACAUUGACCAUUGUUUGGAUCAUAUUGUCCACAAAAAACAGAAUUAUUGAGAUAUAUUUCGGAAUCCGAGGAGAUGCGCCGUGCAAUGGAGCCCGUGGAGCUGAUUAAGAGAGUAAGUUGCAAUAUGGCCACAGUUUGAAAAUCAUCAACUCUGAUAUAUUUACUUGGAUCGGAAUACUAUCUAAUCGAUUCUCAUUUAAUUGGUUUUAGUUGAGGGAAAUCGAACAAGAGGCGGAUGCUGAACCAGAAACUUUGCAGCAGAAUGUUCCAAAGAAAACUGCCGCGGCUGAUCUCUCCAAGAGACUGCAUGAUCUACGGACCAUGAAUGACGCCAACGGCCAGAAAGGUACCAUCUCUUUCUCCGUUUUUUUUUUUCUUUCCACAGAGAAAAAAGAAACCCUUGUCAUGAUCAUAUAAUCCCACAUCAAAUACGAGAAGACUAGACGUGUGAUCCAGUACAUUGGUUAUGAGCUAAAAUGUCUGCACCCAACUCGUGAUCCAUUGAUUCUGAGCUGAACACAGUGAUUCCUUGAAUGGUUUCUUACUAGAAUCACUCGAUCUGCUUCAGCAGAUUCUGUGUUCGUGAAUCAGUGGAGCCAAGUUUCAUGGCUGCCCGUUUUGAUUCAUGAUGAUUACUUGAUGCUUCUUGUUGACUUUCAGCCAUUGAGGAGUGGCGCCAACGGAAGAUCGAACGCGACCGAGCACGUCAACUACAGAUCGAAAAGAACGCAUCUGUGGCGACUUAA